Spinacia oleracea (spinach) is the source of this 528-nucleotide messenger RNA. RefSeq lists its product as uncharacterized. The coding region runs from base 1 to 528 and encodes 175 amino acids. The record is from RefSeq and is a predicted model, not a curated record. Lineage: Eukaryota; Viridiplantae; Streptophyta; Magnoliopsida; Caryophyllales; Amaranthaceae. The transcript is spliced from 4 exons.
AUGGCAGGGGGUACAGCCAAGUUGGCUGUACCUGGGUAUUUUACCCAAACGACGCUGCACGUCGUUUUGGGCAGGGGGUACAGCCAUCUUGGCUGUCUGGAUGGUUUUACUGUUGAUUUCUUUAAAAAACAUUGGGUGAGGGUGGGUUUUUCGCGGGAUAUUCCAGAAAAUACUGGGCAUCUAAGGCCAAUAAGCUUGCGCAAUACAGUGUAUAAGUGUGCUUCAAAAUGUAUGGUUGCAAGGUUGAAAUUGGUUCUUCCCAGCAUUAUUUUGCCUUCUCAACAUGCGUUUAUUUCUGGUAGAUUCAUGACAGAUAAUAUUCUUCUGAGUCACGAGGUUAUCGAAAAAAUUAAUGGACGUCGUCGAGGUGGGACCAACCUUGCUUCUUUAAAGAUUGAUAUGAGCAAGGCAUAUGAUAGAGUGCACUGGAUUAGUUCAGACCAAAUUGCGAAAUUCGUCAAGGUGAUCCCUUAUCCCCCUUUCUCUUUCUCUUCUGCAUGGACAUUUUGUCUCGAAUGCUUCAAUUAG